UCAGUCGAAUCACAUAUCAUCGUUGCCUAAGGGAGUUUUCAAUGGUCUGGGAAAUUUAGAUUCAUUACAUCUGGGUAUUAACAAGAUCGCAUCCAUUAGGAAUUCAACAUUUAUCAGCUUGACGAAUCUGACUUACCUAGACCUAAGUGGAAACCCUUUAGUCCUGAUUGACGCCCAUGCUUUCAAAGGAUUGUCAUGCUUAGAAAUACUGAUAAUAUCCGAGACACAGCUAGUCAACGUAGGCGAAGAUGCUGCUUAUGGAACGGACAACUUACUUGAAUUGACGGCAGAUGAUCCCAAACUUUGUUGCCUGUUCAAGCCAUCUGGGGAAUGCAACACGCCACCGAAUCCUUUCGCUACCUGCGAAGGGUUGUUACGCAACACCUUGUUAAGAAUCUGCAUCUGGCUGAUUGGUAUCAGUGCUCUGGUGGGGAAUGUACUAGUGAUUGCCUGGCGUACCUACAAACGCAAACUAGAUCGGAGUGAAAACUCGGUGCAGAUGAGUUUUAUCACCAACUUGGCGAUUGCUGACUUACUUAUGGGUGUGUACAUGGUAUUUAUCGGCAGCGCAGAUGCCUAUUUCGGUGCAGACUACUAUCUGCACUCGGCGUCGUGGCGCAAAAGCUUUGCAUGCAAGUUGGCAGGUUUCGUUGCCAUGGUUUCCAGUGAAGCGUCUGUGUUUCUCCUAGUUCUUAUUAGCCUGGAUCGUUUCAUCUGCAUUGUGUUUCCGUUCGGUGUAUUCCGUUUCCGGACCCGCUCUUCACGGGUUGCCCUAUGCUUGGCAUGGUUCCUUGCUAUUCUCCUUGCCGUCAUUCCAAUCACCAUUGGGGAUCGCAUCACAGGUUUCUAUGGUUACUCUGAUGUCUGCAUUGGCUUGCCGCUAGUUACCCCGGCAACUGGCUUUCAGGGCGUCUGGGUUGAGUCCGGCAAUGGGGACACCUUUGAACACCAUUUUGUCGCGACUGGGAACUCCGGUUGGGCAUAUUCCACCGCGGUCUUCAUUGGUCUCAACCUGAUGUGUUUUGCAGCAGUCUUUGUGUUCUAUGUAGCCAUUUUUGUCUACGCUCGUAAGGCAGCAGCAUCGUCCGGACGUAAAACGGAGCGGAAGGAUGAGGUCAGAAUGGCCAUAAAAAUGGCAAUCAUUGUUGGGACAGAUUUCCUUUGCUGGAUGCCAGUGAUCAUCAUGGGUAUCUUAUCCCAGAGUGGUUCAGCCGUUAUCCCUGUUGUGACGUACGUCUGGACCAUUGUCUUUGUCCUCCCGAUCAAUUCCUCCCUCAACCCAUACCUCUACACCAUCUCCACCAUGAUCCAGAAGGGCAGGUCCCGGAAACCGAUCACCAGUGGAACGUAUCGCUUCUCCGCCUCGUCGUAUCGCACAAGCCUUUCAGGGAGUACUAGUCCAGCGCAGGAAAGUUUGAAGACGGCGCAGGUACAGUGAUCGGCGAUGGAGUUCUGUGAAACCGCAGCCACACCAACAUAUCAGACUACAGUUUGGCCAAUGGUAUUGUUUCAAGCAGUACAUGAUAGCCUUGAUUGGUCUUGAGUUAGUCUUGACGACCAAAAUGUAACAAACAUUUUAAAUUGAACUUUCACAUUAAAGUUGCAUAAAUGGCUCUACCUCUCUUCGGUAAAGUACUUUGUGGAUUAGACCUCACUAACAUUUCUCUCAGUGAAUCAAAUGGCUCUAUCAAUCAUAUACGUGUUGGCUAUGUAUCUAUAUUAUACAUACUUCAUUGUAAUUUUAUGCAGGAGAAAGAAUUAGUAAUACAUGUUUAAAUCAUGAAAUGCAUACUUAUCAAUUCAGGACAUGUCAGUUCUUCAAAAUAUUACCAUACUAAGAGUCAUGCAUUCUAGGGAUUCCUUGUCCAUUGUUAAUACAUUGUUAAAGGUCAAGUCCACCUCAGAAAAAUGUUGAUUUGAAUCAA
Messenger RNA from Lytechinus variegatus (green sea urchin), 1925 nucleotides. RefSeq names its product G-protein coupled receptor GRL101-like. NCBI's taxonomy places the organism in Eukaryota, Metazoa, Echinodermata, Echinoidea, Temnopleuroida, Toxopneustidae. The transcript has 5 exons. Gene Ontology annotation, molecular function: G protein-coupled receptor activity. Gene Ontology annotation, biological process: G protein-coupled receptor signaling pathway. The record is from RefSeq and is a predicted model, not a curated record. The coding region runs from base 500 to 1438 and encodes 312 amino acids. Gene Ontology annotation, cellular component: membrane.